AUGGAGAAGAAAAUGGGAGGCAUAACAGCUGAAGCUAUUAUCCUCGUUAUUUUUCUCGAAAUAUUUUCAUUUUCCAAUUCUGCCCCUCUCUUCACUAGCUCCCGAUGGAUAGUGGACCGGGCCACUGGGGAUCGGGUAAAGUUCGCGUGCGCCAAUUGGGUCUCGCACUUGCAGCCCAUGAUAGCUGAGGGGCUCGAGAAGAAGCCCCUGGCCCAAAUAGCCAGGCAGAUAGCCGGAAACGGGUUCAACUGCGUCCGGUUCACGUGGGCCACAUAUGCCUUCACCCGGCCCGAUUACAGCGGGCUCACGGUUUCACAGUCCCUCGACAAGUACAACCUGACGGCCGCAAAAGCGGGCCUCGCGGCUAACAACCCGUGGGCCAUGGGCCUGAAGGUGGUGGAGCUCCACCGGGCCGUGGUGAACGAGCUCGGGAAGAAUAAUCUGAUGGUGGUGCUCGAUAACCACGUCAGCUUGCCCGAUUGGUGCUGUGGGCCCGACGACGGUAACGGAUUUUUUGGGGACCCGAAUUUUGACGCGAGCGAGUGGCUGCAGGGCCUGGCUGCGGUCGCAAGAACGUAUAAGGGUAAUCCGGCGGUUGUGGGCAUGAGCAUGAGGAACGAGCUGCGCGGCAGCCGACAAAACGAGGCCGACUGGUACAAAUACAUGCAAGCCGGCGCCAACACAAUCCACACUGAAAAUCCCGACUUUCUCGUCAUAGUCUCGGGUCUCUCCUUCGAUACAAACCUCGGCUUCUUAAAGACCAAGCCAUUAGACGUGAAGUUCGACAACAAAUUAGUCUUCGAAGCUCACUGGUACACGUUCGGCAUCCCUGACGACCAAUGGACAUCUCAAACGAACAACUUAUGCGCGAGCGUGACCAAAACGGCUCGUGAUAAUCAUCUCUUUUUGACUUCUGGAGAAAACCCGUUUCCACUUUUUCUGAGCGAGUUCGGCAUUGACCAAAGGGGUCAAAACGAGGCCGAUAACAGGUACAUAAGUUGCUUGCUGGCUGAGGUGGCGGAGAAAGAUCUCGAUUGGGCAUUAUGGACUUUUCAGGGAAGUUACAUACUUAGACAAGGGACGCGUAAUUUGGAAGAGGUUUAUGGAAUAAUGGAUCUUAAUUGGGAUCGUUCGAAUUCAGCACGUCCAACCUCGUACAUAAUGUUCCACCCACAGAGUGGGCAGUGUGUGCAAAUCGGAAAUACCAAUAAUGUUCUACUAGCAAAUUGCAAAGCCGCCAGCCGAUGGGACCAACUCAAAGACGGGGGCCCAAUUAAGAUGGCGGGAAACCCAAGAUGUCUGGUGGCUGGCCCAGUUACCAUUGAAGUUUCUAAUGACUGUUCAAGUAAGUGGAAGUUCGUGUCGAGCUCAGGCCUUCAUUUGGCGGCCCAAAAGGGACAGGGGAGCUAUUUGUGCUUGGAUGGUUCGAACACGACUCUUGUGGGUAACAAGUGUCUUUGCGUUGGGGACGAUCUUGUUGAUCUUCCUACGUGCGCCGACAAUCCACAAGUGCAGUGGUUUAAGUUUGUGCCUACCAAUACCAAAUCUAUUUUCCUCUUCCUUUUUCUGCAAAUCUCGGCAUUUUGCAAUUCGGUCCACCUAUCCACCAGUUCGAGAUGGAUAGUCGAUCAGGCAACCGGAAAACGAGUAAAACUCGCCUGCGCGAAUUGGGCCUCACACUUGGAGCCCAUGAUAGCCGAAGGGCUCGAGAAGAAGCCCUUGCGCGACAUAGCCCGACAGAUAGCCUCAGACGGGUUUAACUGCGUGAGGUUCACCUGGGCCACAUUUAUGUUCACGAGGCCCGAUUAUUCCAACCUCUCGGUUUCCCAAUCACUCGACAAGUACAGCCUGGCGGCUGCGAAAGCCGGCAUUGCUGAAAACAACCCGCAAUUUUUAAAUGUGACGAUAACCGAACUUCACCGUGCUGUGGUGAAGGAGCUCGGGAGGAACAAUCUAAUGGUGGUGCUCGAUAACCACGUCAGCGAGCCAAAAUGGUGUUGUGGGCCCGAUGAUGGUAACGGGUUUUUCGGCGACCCGAGCUUUGACCCGUUAGAAUGGCUCAAAGGAUUGUCGGAAGUUGCUAGGAUAUACAAGCGCAGUUCUGCGGUUGUGGGCAUGAGCAUGAGAAACGAGCUACGAGGAAAUCGACAAAACGAGGCGGAUUGGUACAAAUUCAUGCAAGAUGGAGCAAACACCAUCCAUAAAGAAAGUCCCGAUUUUCUCAUCAUCGUCUCAGGGCUAUCGUAUGAUACGAAUCUCGGGUUUCUAAAGGCGAAGCCUUUAGGAAUAAGCCCGAAGAACAAAUUAGUGUAUGAAGCUCAUUGGUACACCUUCGGCUCGUCCAAUGAUAAAUGGACCGACCAAACGAACGGCAAAUGCGCGAGUAUUACAAAAGCCGCUCGGGAUAAUUUCCUUUUCUUGACAACAGGGGACAAUAAUAGUGAUCCUUCACCUCUUUUUCUAAGUGAGUUUGGUAUAGACCAAAGUGGGGUAAACGAGGCGGAGAAUAGGUACGUUAGUUGUCUGCUUGCUGAGGUGGCGGAGAAGGACGUUGAUUGGGCAUUAUGGGCAUUUCAAGGCAGCUACAUGCUGAGACAGGGGACAGUUGAUCUCAAUGAAACUUACGGGGUUACGAGCUUUGAUUGGGAACGUCCGAGGAAUCCGAACUUUCUAGACAGAUUGCAAUUUAUCAGACAAAUUAAUCAAGAUCCAAAUUCGAAAAAACCGACCAAAUACGUAAUUUUCCAUCCUCAAAGUGGGCAGUGCGUGCAAAUUGGCAAGGACGAUAAUAGCCUCUUGCUAGCUAACUGCAAAAGUUCGGAUCGAUGGGACCAACACAGAGACGGGGGCCCGAUUAAGCUGGCCGGAAAAUCGCGGUGGCUCACGGCGGAGGGAGAGGGUGGUGCGGCAAGUCUUUCGAAUAAUUGCUCGACUAAUUGGAAGUUGGUAUCAAGCUCGGGGCUCCACUUGGCGGCGGAAAUCGGAGGCGGGAAUUAUGUGUGCUUGGAAAAGAAUGGUUCGGGGCCCACAGUUGUAACGAACAAGUGCUUGUGCGUUGGUGAUGACCUAGCCGACCUUCCUACGUGCAAUGACAAUCCGCAAGUACAGUGGUUUAAGCUUGUUGCCGUCAAUGUGUAG
Molecule: messenger RNA, 3138 nt
Organism: Striga asiatica
Lineage: Eukaryota; Viridiplantae; Streptophyta; Magnoliopsida; Lamiales; Orobanchaceae
Source: the annotation of a GenBank genome assembly